Molecule: messenger RNA, 1506 nt
Organism: Arabis nemorensis
Lineage: Eukaryota; Viridiplantae; Streptophyta; Magnoliopsida; Brassicales; Brassicaceae
Source: the annotation of a GenBank genome assembly
AUGAUGGAGUCAUCAACGACAACAUCGUAUUCGGUCGUGUCGGAGCUCGAAGGAACACUAUUGAAAAACCCUAACCCCUUCGCUUACUUUAUGCUCGUUGCUUUCGAGGCUUCAGGUCUAAUCCGUUUCGCGAUCUUGCUGUUUCUCUGGCCUAUCAUAGCACUCCUUGACGUUUUGGGCUACAAAAACGGUAGCCUUAAGCUAAUGAUCUUCGUUGCAACGGUCGGUUUGCGCGAAUCGGAUAUCGAAUCAGUGGCUCGAGCCGUUCUUCCCAAAUUCUACAUGGAUGAUGUCAGCAUGGACGCUUGGAGAGCGUUUGGUUCGUGCGAGAAGAGAGUCGUUGUGACGAGAAUGCCACGAAUUAUGGUGGAGAGAUUCGCUAAGGACCAUCUUAGAGGUGAUGAGGUUAUCGGUACAGAGAUAAUAGUUAACCGGUUCGGUUAUGCCACCGGUUUGAUUCAGGAAACCGAUGUCGAUCGAUCUGUUUUCAACAGUGUGGCUAACUUGUUUGUGGACCGAAGACCUCAACUAGGUCUUGGACGAUCGGUUAUCUCGGGUUCUCCAACUUUCUUAUCGUUAUGUGAGGAGCAAAUUCACGCACCGGUACCAUCAAACUACAACGGUCAUAAUCAGCGACUACACAUGCAGCCACUACCGGUUAUCUUCCACGAUGGACGUCUGGUUAAGUUACCAACACCAGCCACUGCAUUCCUCAUCCUUCUUUGGAUACCAUUUGGAAUAAUCCUAGCCGCGAUUCGGAUCUUCGUCGGGUUCAUUCUCCCGUUUUGGGCCCUUCCUUACGUUUCGCGGAUUUUCAACACUCGAUUCAUUGUCAAAGGCAAGCCUCCCGCACCAGCAACGGCCGGAAAUCCAGGUGUAUUAUUCGUAUGCACUCAUAGAACCUUAAUGGAUCCGGUUAUAUUAUCUUAUGUUCUCGGACGUAGCAUUCCAGCUGUUACCUAUUCCAUUUCUCGGUUAUCCGAGAUUCUAUCUCCCAUUCCAACCUUCCGGUUAACUCGAAUUCGAGAUCUAGAUGCUGAGAUGAUCAAGAAAGAGUUGUCUAAUGGGGAUUUAGUUGUAUAUCCUGAGGGAACCACUUGUCGCGAACCGUUUUUGUUGAGAUUUAGCGCGCUUUUCGCGGAAUUAACGGACAAGAUUGUACCCGUGGCAAUGAACUAUAGAGUUGGAUUCUUUCAUGCGACUACUGCUAGAGGAUGGAAAGGUUUGGACCCGAUCUUCUUUUUUAUGAACCCAAGACCGGUUUACGAGGUGACGUUUUUGAACCAGCUUGAAGUGGAGGCUACGUGUUCCUCAGGGAAGAGCCCAUAUGACGUGGCUAACUAUGUACAGAGAAUCUUGGCGGCUACGUUAGGGUUUGAGUGUACUAACUUCACGAGGAAGGAUAAAUACCGAGUUCUCGCAGGGAACGACGGAACUGUGUCGUAUUCGUCGUUUCUUGAUCAAGUCAAGAAAGUGGUCACCACUUUCAAACCUUUUUUCCAUUAG